UCUGCGCGCUCGUACACACGUGUACCAGAUCUUUACGUCAGUCAGCCAAAGUGUUCGUACCCCUUAGAGACUAUUAAAUUAAUUUUUGUGCAAGUCGAACUGUGCCGUGUUCCAAGAGUGCAUCGUGUGAUUGAAGUUUCGCGCCUCAUCCCCUGUCGAUAUCUCCGGGGUUACUCGUCUAUGCUACCGUUGAAGUCUCCAAAAGUUUAUGGAUUAUUUUUCACAAUAUAAUACGAUAUUUUCAAGCAAAUUUCUGCGGCAACAGUAAACCUUCAUCAGGACUGUAUUUACGAUGUUAUAUAUACCAAUAAACAGAGCCAUAAAACUGCGGUUUGGAUUAAUGUAAAAGGUUAAUUUCACUUUUGACACUUAAAUUGGGUGCAUAAAGUUCACUUGCAAUUGGCUGGGACCUUCAUAAGAUUUAAGUGUUACGAAGAGCUGUUGAAAAGUUGACCAAAAACAACAAGUUUACUCUUACUGUACUUAAAAGUGAAACAGUUUGCUUACAGGUGUUCUUAAAGCGCUGAAGAAUCUUAAAGGCGUGGUGUAUAAUUCGUGACUAUAGAUACAUAUUCUACUACAGGCCUUAUCUAGCCAAUACUGUUUAGCAAUUUACAACAUUCUGCAUCUGGAAAAUAAACUCAGUGUAAGAUAAAAAAUAAACUGUGUUCAUACGGAGUUUGUUAUGGCACCAUUAAAAGACAAGGAACGCUUUUGUGUUAGUUUUUAAAAAUCUAAGGCUUUGGGAAGAUCGAAGAAAAGACGUUUUUGUGAUUUUCCGGAGACUGCAAUAAAAAUAAGAUCAACCAUUCAGACUUCCCAUGAGUGUGGUCGACACGGGCCUAUCCUGGCUCCGCUACUUACCUCCUCUACCUCUAACUCUUCCACUUACAAUGCGUGAAAAAGACUCUUCCCCUCGCAAGAUGCUGGUGGCUUCCGGAGGCCACAGUUCACCAAAGCAAGCCGCCGUCUAUCCCCUCUCCAUCAGGGUGCCUCCUGGUGAUGAGAUGCCCUUCGACCUAUCCCGUAACACCAGGUCGCCAGGCCCACAUAUGUCCCCAGCGGGUCGACCUCCCCCAGGUCCCCAAGACGGCGACGACCAACCCCUAGAUCUAAGAGUAGAGCACAAGAAAUUAUCAUUGAUGAUUAUGAGGAGACAAGUGGAAGACGAAAACAGGAAUCUUAUAUCGCCUACGCCUAGUGUUAGUAGUGACAAAGACGAUGUGAUAGUGGAAGAUAGAAACAGUCCGGUUCAAAACAGUAGUACCAACAGUAACAAUAAUAACAACAAUAACUUACCAAAAACGUUUAGUCCGCAGUUGCCUGGUUAUCCAGGAAUGUUGUUUCCUCCUCAACCUAUCCACCCGAUGAUGUUGGAAGCUAUGUACCGUGCUCAAAAGGGAGAAAACCUGCCGCGGUUACCCUUGCCUUACCCUAAUUCACCUCCAAGUUAUCCUCAAAGAUACCCCUUCCUUAGCCCCUCGAUGUUAAGCCCACCAGUGAACCAGGUGCCUUUUGAUAUGUUACGGAACCCACCUACCCCACAAACACCUAAAGUAUACGACCCAGCGGGAGGGAAAAUCAAGGAUCGUUACGCUUGUAAAUUCUGCGGUAAAGUUUUCCCAAGGUCUGCCAACCUCACUAGACAUCUAAGGACUCACACUGGCGAACAACCUUACAAAUGUAGAUACUGUGAGAGAUCUUUUAGUAUAUCCAGCAAUCUUCAAAGACACGUUAGGAACAUUCACAAUAAAGAAAAACCAUUCAAAUGUCCUUUGUGUGAGAGAUGUUUCGGGCAACAAACCAAUCUGGAUAGACAUCUGAAGAAACACGAAGCUGAUGGUCCAACGAUCUUGGACGAGAGAAACUUGCAAAGGAGGAACUUAACAACCAGGAAUUUAAGUGAGGAGUCUUACUUUGAAGAAAUUAGAUCAUUUAUGGGAAAAGUUACAGACGGCAGACUGUUGCAACACUUGCAACCUCCAAAGCAACUACCAAACUUCCCCAUACCUCUUCCUAAGCUAUUCGACCCUGCUAAGUCAGGCCAAGAUAAACCUGUAUCUCCUGAAGACGCAAAAAGGGACUCAUCCUAUUUUUCGGACAAAGACAAUUAUUCUUCAAGGUCUUCUACUAGCUCCGAGACUUCUAACAAGGAGGAAGACAACGACUGCAAGGUAAAAAGUACUGAGGAAAUGAUGAAGCAGGAAAACGAAGAUAUUAGUAAUAAUAAUAAUAACAAUACUUGAUUCAGGUAACAAAUUGUGAUAUAUGGAAAUGUGACUUAGAUCUUAAGAUGGUUACGAAUUUUUAUCAAUGUGAUUAGAAGGAAAUUAUUUCAAAAUUGGCUGUUCUAAAAACUCUACAUUGAAAAGUAACUUGGCUAAUGAUAAAUUGAUAACAUAGAUUAAGAUCAUUUUUAAAUGAAAUUCAAGUGUCAAGGAGAAGCCAGGUUCACUUACUAAAGAGGCUCAUUUGACUUUAAUAAAUGAUUAAUGAGAAAUGUCCUCAUUUCUAAGAAUACAAUUCCUUUAAAAAGUUUCCUGGUUGCGCUUCUGGGUAAGCUGAAGUUAGAUCUGAAGUAACAACUUGAUUUAAUUUUCGCUGAUCUGAUUUCGUUUAAAACUUUGAUAAUGCGUACUAAAAUGUGAAGGGAUCAGGAGACAUUAAUAGCAGAAAAAAGAGAGAAUUUAAUAUGUCUUCAUAUUUAUUACAAUUUUCUAUUAUUUUUUAAGUUCAGGUACUACAAAGAGAGAACCUCUAUGAAAGAAAUCAGUCACUGUAAAAUAAAGUGGAAGAAUUAUUUAAUUAUAUUUAUGUAUCAAGUUGGCCGGCUAAAACUGAGUUUGAUAGAUUGUUUCAAGCCAAUAAUGAUGGUAAUAUUAUUUCAUACUCCGGAUAUGUUUAAUUGUGCAGAAGCCUAUACGUCUUAAGCCCUUUUCCGUGUUUUAAAUCAUUUAACAUUGAUUAAAUUCAAUAUUUAGGUGUGUUAUUCCAACAUAUCCAGCGGUGUUACCGAAGAACAUUGCCUAUAUACGGAAACAUGAACUUUAGAUAGAUAUUAAUUUUUUCAAUGCAUUCAAUGUGUUGUAAUAUCCUUUAUUCACUUAAGCGUUUCGCAAAAUGAUUCGGAAGAGAGUGGCCUGACCAGCUUGAUUGAAUUUAUUCUACUAACGCAAGUACAGUUCAACUCACACCAAAGGACAAUAACAGGAUAUUAGAAAAAAACUAUUUACAAUAAAGUUUUAAUUUGCAAUUGUUUCUCGUGAAAAGUUACUUUCCCUUUAAACUUCUUCUGUCACAAUUUCACUUCAUUGUUAGGAGAUUGUAGGAAAAAAAAACGUUGACAAAACACGUAGUUGUCGCCAAGACUAAACAGAUCACUUUGAUGACUGAAGUGUGAAAUAUAUGUACCAGUUUUUUUUCUAAGGCUGAAUAGAAAUGGACAGUGAUCUCGACCGACUAGCAAGUCACGUACAUUUUUAUUUGUAACAGCCAAUUUGCUGGUAGAGUGCCAAUCCCAAUCUACUGUAUUGAACGAACUGGGCGAUACCUUCUUUUAAUUAAUUUUUUUGUCUUCAUCUCAGUUUACUAUUUCCUGUUGGUUUAUAGCGCUCGCGCUCCUCUAGAAAAAUGCAUGCUCGCCUCAAAAUAAAAAAGGCUUAUUCAAUUCCAAUACCAUCGAAGAAAGUGGCCUCACCGACCGUAUAAUAAUUGGAAAGUGAUUUUUAUUAGACGAUAUAAAUCGGAAAAAAGCGGAGCAUUCGACGAGCUAAUAUACGAUUUACUUUAAUAUAUUCCGUUCGAAGUAAUUUGUAGACCGUUGUCACAUUUAAUCGGAUUCAUUUAAGGAUAAUUAGACGUUGGACGUACAAUUCCGUAAGUAAUUAACCACUCAGACUUAGAGCUCUAUUUGUUCAACUUUAUAUGGGCAUAUUCUACUUCUUUCGUUGAGCCUCACUUCCUUGACUGAGGCGGAUUGGAAAAAAUUCGAGUGCAGGUAAUGCAGAAGCGUAUUAUUCCGUGUUUGGUGUCUUGGGAAGCUUAUAAGUUCUCCAAGUGGCAUUAUUGCUUCAAACUGUAACACAAUAACCUGAAAUUAAUCAGAACCUAGAUAUAAUUUUAAAAACUGAAUGAACAAAUAAACUGAACAAUUUAGGCAUAUUAAUUUUUCUAUUUUCAAUGAAUAAAGAAACAAUUUGUUAUCACCUAAUUUCUUCCAGACUGUUUAUCUACCAUCUUUCAUCUUCAUUCACUAAAUAUAGCUGUAUUAAUAUCCUAUUAACUAACAACAAACAAGAUUACUAAAAAUUAUAUUUCAUCUAGGUUUUCCUUUAUUACGGCAAAAAGAUUUUAUAAAUUAUGGCUAUUUAGUUCAAUAAGCUCAAACUUUCAAUUAAGUUAUAUCUUUUUUACUGUAACAUCAAAAGUACACUCACUAAUCUUCUCAGAAUUUUAUCGGAUUUUGGAGUGUAAAAAAUGGUAGUCAAUUACUGGAUAUGGGGAAACCUUGUAAAAUUAUCGUCACAAUUCCAUACA
Molecule: messenger RNA, 4536 nt
Organism: Anoplophora glabripennis (Asian longhorned beetle)
Lineage: Eukaryota; Metazoa; Arthropoda; Insecta; Coleoptera; Cerambycidae
Product: PR domain zinc finger protein 16
Exons: 2
Coding region: 822-2246 (474 amino acids)
Biological process (GO): regulation of transcription by RNA polymerase II
Cellular component (GO): nucleus
Molecular function (GO): DNA-binding transcription activator activity, RNA polymerase II-specific; RNA polymerase II cis-regulatory region sequence-specific DNA binding
Source: RefSeq, a predicted model, not a curated record